GAAGCCAUUUAUUUUGCUGAACAAUGUGGACCUGUUUCGUCUGCAAAGUACACCAAAAAAACUGUUCAUUGUUAUUUCGCCAUUUGAAGUUUGAGCAUGGUUUAUGUCCAGGACGUUCGUUGCGUUUAAAAUGUGGAGAACCUGGGUGCUCAUCUGGUUUUUGCACUUAUUAUGGUUUUAAAAAGCACUUGUUACGAGUACAUACAGUGCCUGUUUCUGAUACAGUUGACCAUUUAGAGGUUCAUGACAAUAUUGUAGCUUGUGGUUCGCAAUCAGUAAAUGAGGUGCGUCCUGUCACAGUACAGCCUGCUAUUGAAAAGAAGCAUUUGUUGGAUAUGUGUAGCUCUGUUGUUGCUCAGGUGCAAGCAUCUGGAAUUCCUGAAGGCACGGUACAAUGUUUGGUUGGUUCAAUGGAGGAGCUUGUAAAUGACAUCCAUGCACAAGCAAAGGAAGCUGUGAUAAAAUGCCUUUCUGUUGAUUUACCUAAACAAGCGCUGGAUAAAGUUGAGGAUUGUUUUGAUCAGCUUGAAAAUCCAUUCUCAUUCAUGAACACUGAAACUAAGAGACAGAGGUACUUUGAGCAAAAGUGGAAUAUAGUUGAACCUGUAGAGCCUAUUCUUGGUGUCCGUUUUGAUGUACGUAAAAACAAAACUGGUACUUACAGCCAGGUUCCAGUCAAUGAUACAUUCACAUAUGUACCUAUAUUAGGAACUCUGAAGUCAAUGUUUAGUAACAAGGAGCUGUGUCAAAGUUUUCAGCAAGUAAAACUGCAAGAAGAGGGUAUCUAUAAAGACAUCAAUGAUGGGUCAUACUUUAAAAAACAUUGUUUGUUUUCAAAGCAAGAACAUGCUUUUCAGAUCCAGCUGUAUUACGAUGACUUUGAAACGGCUAAUCCAUUAGGCUCGAAGAAGGGCAUACACAAACUUGGCUGCAUAUAUUUCAUUUUAAGAAAUUUGCCACCUAAGCUUAAUUCUGUGCUGAUGAAUAUUCACCUUGUUACCCUCUUUCACUCAGAAGACUUGAAGAAAUAUGGGUUUGAUCCAAUUCUAAAGCCACUUGUUGAUGAUUUGAGAAUUUUGGAGACUGAAGGAGUCCAGGUGCCUUUUUCAACUGCACCACUGAAAGGAUCUGUUAUUCAGGUUACUGGUGACAAUUUGGCAUUACAUGGAAUAUUUGGUUUUGUUGAGUCUUUCAGUGCAGCUUAUUCCUGCCGGUUUUGUUUAACUGAUAAGACAGAAUUGCAGUCAGUCUUCUGCGAAGAUCAUACAGGGUUGGUUUUUCGCACAAAAGAACUUCAUUCAGAACAUUGUAAUACCCUUCUACAAAAUCCAUCUGUAGCAUCAACCUUUGGUGUCAAAAGAACUUGUUUGCUCAAUUCAUUGCAGUUUUUUCAUGUAUCUGAUAACUAUGCUGUAGAUAUAAUGCAUGAUUUACUAGAAGGAGUUGCACAGUAUGAGUCCAAGCAUGUUGAAAAUGGAUGAUGGUCGCAAAGAUCUUGGACUUAAUGCUAUUCAGACUUGGUGUCUUUUGCGUAACACUCCCUUAAUAUUUGGAGAUGUAAUUGACAGAAACGAUUGCUACUGGAUUUUGAUUCUCUAUUUGAUACAGAUUGUGAAUCUUGUAUUUUCACCAGUUGUAAGUGAUGGUAUGACUUGCUACUUGAAGCAUUUAAUAGCUGACCAUCAUAAAUUGUUUAAGUCUCUGUAUCCAGAACAAAACCUGAUUCCAAAGCAUCAUCUAAUGAUUCACUAUCCAAGAUGUAUUAGGAGAAUUGGACCACUCAUUCAUAUGUGGUGCAUGAGAUUUGAAGGGAAACACAACUUUUUCAAAAAAUCUGUUAAAAACUUCAAAAACAUCACAAAAUCACUUGUUAAGAAACAUCAGAGUCAGCUGGCAUUUCACUGGGAAAAUUUUAGUUUUAGAAGAUUUCAGUUUGGUCCAAUUAAAAGUGUUGUGCUUGACUAUUUAGAGGGCAGUGAAAUUUUAAGUGAUGUAUUAAAUGUGUCUGGUUACAUCUCUACUACUUGCUGGGUGAAAAAUUAUGGAACAGAGUAUCAGAUUGGCAUGUUUGUUUGCAGUGAUGUCAAAAAUGAAAUGCCUGUUUUCAGAAAGAUUAUCAAUAUAAUUGUUAAAGAUGAGCAAGCGUUCCUUCUAACAACAAAUGUCAUUACAGUGCGUUUUGAUGACCACAUGAAUGCCUUCUGUAUUGAAGAGACAACAGAUUUGUUUACAGUGAUUUGUAUUGAUGAUUUGAAGUACUACAGACCUUAUGAUGGCCAAUUUUCUUACAGCAUGGAUGACCAUAUGUAUAUUGUACCUUACUGCAACUUUAUGUGAAACGCCAUCAGUUCAGCACAUCAGUGCAGUUCAUGUUUGAAGAUGAUGAAAUAAGUUAACAUUUUAAAUAAAAGGUUCUUAAUAUA
Messenger RNA from Pygocentrus nattereri (red-bellied piranha), 2423 nucleotides. RefSeq lists its product as uncharacterized. The record is from RefSeq and is a predicted model, not a curated record. NCBI's taxonomy places the organism in Eukaryota, Metazoa, Chordata, Actinopteri, Characiformes, Serrasalmidae. The coding region runs from base 24 to 1481 and encodes 485 amino acids. The transcript is spliced from 2 exons.